CUCUCUCUCUCUAUUCCCCAGAUCUGAUCUCUCCACACUCCAUCCCUCGCACACUCGCUUCCUCCACUUCCUCCGCUCCACCUCUGCCAGGAACCAACCGUCGUGCUGCGAUCCGUGGAGAUCUCGUUUAGGAUUUCACAAAAAUCGGCAGGUCUUUCGUUUUCAGACUCUCGGUUACUGAACUCUGAACACCUUGUGCUGUUUCGAAUCCUAUUAUACUGCAGGGUCUCGUAUGCUUGGACAUUGGAUGUCAUUUUGAGUAUCCUGAUACUUAGCUCUCUGCUAGAGCUCUAUUUCCAACACGAUGAGGGGGAGAGAUGGAGGCCAAAACAAACACUUGGUCCCAUCAUUGUGUAUCGGGUUGCUUUGUCUAAUCUUUUUGGUUCUAUACUAUGGCUCCUUUGGCACUCAAGGGCAGCAUGCUAACUCUGCAAUUGAAUAUGGUACCAAAUUUUCAAGAACGAUUGGCUGGUCUAGUGUGGAUAAUUCAGAGUUAGGAAAAUCGGAUGAGUCUAUUUUUAGUCAGGAGGGAGAUGAUGGCCUCGUACCAAAAAGCUUUCCUGUCUGCGAUAAUCGACAUUCAGAGCUCAUUCCUUGCCUAGACAGAAAUCUUAUUUACCAGACAAGACUUAAGCUAGAUUUGUCUCUGAUGGAACAUUAUGAAAGACAUUGCCCACAGCCUGAGAAGCGCUACAACUGUUUGAUUCCUCCACCAACUAGCUACAAGGUACCAAUAAAGUGGCCACAAAGCAGAGAUGAAGUUUGGCAAGUAAACAUUCCUCACACACAUCUGGCACAUGAGAAAUCUGACCAGAACUGGAUGGUGGUAAAGGGAGAUAAGAUUGUUUUUCCAGGAGGUGGCACUCAUUUUCAUUAUGGAGCUGGUAAAUAUAUUUCACACAUUGCAAAUAUGCUUAACUUCUCGAACAAUAUAUUAAAUGAUGAAGGAAGACUCCGUACUGUUCUGGAUGUUGGUUGUGGAGUUGCUAGCUUUGGAGGAUAUCUCUUGUCAUCUGAUAUCAUAGCUAUGUCUUUGGCACCUAAUGAUGUUCAUCAAAAUCAGAUUCAAUUUGCACUUGAGAGGGGAAUUCCUGCCUACCUUGGUGUCCUUGGUACAAAGAGGCUUCCUUAUCCAAGCAGAUCUUUUGAAUUUGCACAUUGUUCUCGAUGUCGAAUUGAUUGGCUGCAAAGAGACGGAAUCCUUCUCCUUGAGUUAGAUAGGUUGCUUAGGCCAGGAGGCUAUUUUGCUUAUUCAUCUCCUGAAGCAUAUGCACAAGAUGAAGAAGACCUGAGAAUUUGGAAACAGAUGAGUGCACUAGUUGAACGAAUGUGUUGGAAGAUUGCUGCCAAAAAGAACCAAACUGUAAUAUGGGUUAAACCAUUGACAAAUGAUUGUUACAUGAAGAGAGCACCAGGAACUCAGCCACCUCUGUGCAAAUCUAAUAAUGAUCCAGAUGCUGUAUGGGGCGUCCCAAUGGAGGCUUGUAUUUCUCCUUACUCUGAACAGAUCCAAAGAGACGAGGGAAGUGGAUUGGCUCCUUGGCCAGCUCGCUUGACUACCCCUCCUCCACGCCUUGCUGAUUUUGGUAUUUCAACAGACAUGUUUGAAAAGGACAUGGAAAUCUGGCAUCAGAGGGUUGAUAGCUAUUGGAGCCUAUUGGGUUCAAAGAUCAGGCCAAAUACACUGAGAAACUUGAUGGAUAUGAAAGCAAACUUGGGUUCAUUUGCUGCUGCUCUAAAAGAGAUGCCUGUUUGGGUUAUGAACGUUGUACCAGAAGAUGGACCUAACACCCUCAAGAUAAUUUAUGACAGAGGCCUAAUUGGCACUACACAUGAUUGGUGUGAGGCCUUCUCAACGUACCCUCGGACUUACGACCUCCUUCAUGCUUGGACCGUUUUCUCCGACAUUGAAAAGAAAGGAUGCAGCGCUGAGGACCUGCUACUCGAGAUGGACCGCAUUCUUAGACCAACUGGUUUUGUCAUCUUCCGGGACAAGAAGCCAAUCAUAGACUUCAUCGACAAGUAUCUGACGGCCCUGCACUGGGAAUCAGUAGCUAUUGCAGACGCCGAAUCCAAUUCAGAGUUGGAAGACAAGGAAGGCAUAUUAGUGAUACAGAAAAAGCUGUGGCUCAUGGAUGAAGGCACCAAGGAUUCAGCAUAAUGCCCUUGGAUUCAUGGAGCUAACUAAAAGAAAAAUAUGAAUGUCUUAUAAAUCAAUUCUUUUGGUAUUCUUGGUGAGACUUGAAUCCCUUGAUGACUUGUUGGUAUUAUGUUUGUAGACUAAAGCAGUUAAGUGCUGUCAUUUAGCACGUUCUUAUUCUUCUCUGAUAGCUUCUUGUUUCUCUGAUAGCUAAUUGCCAUCUUUGCUUUGUGGAAUAAAAUUGAAUGAUUCUAUUA
Zingiber officinale is the source of this 2397-nucleotide messenger RNA. Its product is annotated as probable methyltransferase PMT3. The transcript has 8 exons. Gene Ontology annotation, molecular function: methyltransferase activity. The record is from RefSeq and is a predicted model, not a curated record. NCBI's taxonomy places the organism in Eukaryota, Viridiplantae, Streptophyta, Magnoliopsida, Zingiberales, Zingiberaceae. Gene Ontology annotation, cellular component: trans-Golgi network; endosome; cytoplasm. The coding region runs from base 305 to 2161 and encodes 618 amino acids.